Messenger RNA from Austrofundulus limnaeus, 447 nucleotides. Its product is annotated as ATP-binding cassette sub-family A member 1. Lineage: Eukaryota; Metazoa; Chordata; Actinopteri; Cyprinodontiformes; Rivulidae. The record is from RefSeq and is a predicted model, not a curated record. Gene Ontology annotation, biological process: phospholipid efflux; transmembrane transport; cholesterol efflux. Gene Ontology annotation, molecular function: phosphatidylserine floppase activity; apolipoprotein A-I receptor activity; ATP binding. Gene Ontology annotation, cellular component: intracellular membrane-bounded organelle; membrane.
GUUUAUAGAUUUGGCAGAAAGCCAGCAGUCGACCGUCUCUGCCUUGGGAUUCCCCACAGUGAGUGUUUCGGUCUGCUCGGGGUGAACGGCGCAGGGAAGACCUCUACGUUUCGCAUGCUGACUGGAGAUACGCCCAUCACACACGGGGAGGCCUUCCUGAACCAUCACAGCGUGCAGAGAGAGAUGGAGCGAGUCCACCAGCUGAUGGGUUACUGCCCGCAGUUUGAUGCCAUCAAUGACCUGCUGACGGGCCUGGAGCACCUGGAGCUGUACGCCCGCCUGCGGGGGGUGCCAGAGGAGGCUGUCAGAAAGGUGGCGCAGUGGGGCGUGAAGAAGCUGGGCCUGCUUCAGUACGCAAAUCAAAAGGCUGGAGGCUACAGCGGAGGGAACAAGAGGAAACUCUCCACAGCGAUCUCCCUCAUCGGGUGCCCGCCUGUUAUAUUCCUG